AAACUUGCUUUCUAGAAAUUUUGAAAUAUUGCUCAUUACUCUCAUUCACCGGAGGCCUAAAUAAUUAAGAUCCGUGUUUUGCUUGUUUACAAAGGUUUUCUAUACAUUUGACGUAUUCUGUGCACAUUGCUGAUUAUAAAUAUACUCACGUUUUCGUCCCGAUUGCCUCUUGUUAUCUCCAAAAUACUUGUCAGCUAUGCAGUUUGAAUGUUUUUGCAUCAUCUUCCAGCCUUUUUCCUGCUCGCAUAGCCACAAUAUCGCCGAACCGAACCCACUAGUGAUAACUGUCUCGUCAAAUACAUGUAUUUCCCGAUUGGAAUGUGAUUAUUUGGUGAAUUUAAGUUAUUUUUUAAUGCGUGGCUUUAUUAAAAUCAGAGAUGAGACCGUGCUCUAGGAUAAAAGAGGGCCUGAAAAUGACAUGAAAAAAUUCUAGUGCAACCCUCAAAAACCUGGAUAUCACAAAAGCAACUAUGGCGAAAACGAGUAUGGCGAGUUUGAUGAUCGACUAUGCGGUGUUCGUGGUGCUGAUACUGGUAUCCAUCCUCGUCGCGAUUUGGUCCAAGUGCUCUGGCCCCAAGGAAAAAACAAAAGCUGACUAUGUCUUCGCCACCACCAGCGUUAGCAUGGCGGCCAUGCUGCUGUCUAUCGCCAGGGGGUUUCUCGGCGUCAGAGUGUUCCUAGGUUAUCCGUCCGAGUUAUUUUACAGGGGCAGCGAGAUGUGGCAGACUCUUUACGGAAUGGUGAUUGCUUUCCCGCUGAUCAGCAUUUUCUUUGUUCCUGUCUAUUAUAGUUUAGGAAUUACCUCUGUUUAUCAAUAUUUAGACCUCAGAUUUAAGUCAAGAUUGGUGCGAUGCCUGGCAUCCGGAACCUACAUCAUUCGAAGUGUGCUCAAUUUAGGGGUGACAGUCUUUACGCCAUGCGUCGCUCUGAAAGCUGUUAUUGGUCUUCCGUACUGGGCGUCCAUCGUCUCUAUCACAUUUAUUGGAGUCAGUUUUUGCAUAAUGGGAGGACUAAGAUCUGCGAUCACGGCUGAUGUUGUACAAGGAGUCAUUAUGAUAAUCUGCUCAGGGGUCAUCAUACUACACGGAAUGAUCACGGCGGGCGGCCCGUUGAAUGUCAUAAAAAUUGCGCAUGAUGCCGGUAGAUUGGAAUUCUUCAAUUCAGAGCUGGAUCCGACCCUUCGAGUGACGACUAUGUCAGCAGUAGUUGGGCAAUUAUUCAUGUCACUUUCAAUCUUUGGGUGUCAGCAAAAUUUUGUACAAAGAUAUUGCAGCAUGUCAUCUCAGAGUAAAGUUAUUUGCUCCUUAAGACUGAUUGUUCCUGUGAUGAUAGUCUUAUUCAGUUUGUCCUGGGUAGUAGGAAUGGUGAUCUAUGCCAAUUACUCGCAAUGUGAUCCUCUAAAACUAGGUUGCAUCAGUAAAAUUGAUGAAAUUCUGCCAUUCUACCUUGAGGAGAAAUUUUACUUCAUGCCUGGUUUCUUAGGACUGGUUAUGGCAAGUCUCUUCAAUGGAGCUUUGAGCUUUUUAGUUUCCAAUUUGAAUUCACUGGCAACAGUAUGUUACGAGGAUUUUGUAGCUCUGCUGCCAUGUUGUCAAGGACUGAGCGAAACAACUCAAUUGGUGUUGAUUAAAUUGAUGAGUGUUUUCUGUGGUUUGCUUGUGAUGGGCACCGCGUUUGUCGUGGCGAACAUGUCUGGUGUAAUCGAGUCAAGUAUGCUGAUGACAUCUGCGACGAGUGGACCUUUGCUAGGAGUAUUCCUAUUGGCUAUGUUCUUCCCAUCAGCAAAUUGGAAGGGGGCAGCUGGAGGAAUGAUACUCAGCCACAUAUUUGUGAUUUGGAUAACUUACGGCCGCCAACUGAUCGACAAACCCCCGGAGCCUCUUCUCCCUACAUCAAUCGAGGGCUGCGGCGAUAAUCCGUUCGGAACCUGCUCUAUCCAACCCUCCGGCAACUUCACGAAUUCGCUCUUGGAUGUGUUGUACGAUGACCGACCAGACCCAGAAGUUAUACCCACCAUAAAUGGUGAUUGGGUCAUGUAUCUGUUUUCACUGACAUACAUGUACUAUGCUUUGAUUGGAACUAUGAUCACAGUGAUUUCGGGCUUAAUCAUUAGCUACGUCACAAGUUGUUGUUCGGAAGAGAACGAGUAUGAUGAGAAUCUGAUCCAUCCAUUGGCUUUGAGACUCAGCAAACUUUUCCCAGGGAAAAAACGCUGCUACAAAACAUCAUCGGAUAUGAAUGGAACUAAGUCACCUGCUGCAGGGAUAACUACUAUCAGCGAAAAAAUGCAAGGAAAUCAAAUCAACGGAAACGCUCAUUACAACACAAUGGAACUAUACAAAACUCAAUCCAACCACUUAUAGAACCGGUUGAAUCUUAUCGACGGCUCAAGUCGGAAAAUGCCUCCUCGCGAUCACGACGUUGCAAAUAUCCGUCCGUGUCUAAACAAAAACUAACCGACCAAUGUCGCUGAAAUUUUCUAUGAAUUUUCUUCUAUCAUUUACGAAUAUCCACAGUAAAUUUCAAAGAGAUAAUUUAGUUGGCUUUCUUUUGAAAAAAUAAAACAUGUAAUCGAAGAAUUUUAAACGUUGCAAAA
Molecule: messenger RNA, 2596 nt
Organism: Bemisia tabaci
Lineage: Eukaryota; Metazoa; Arthropoda; Insecta; Hemiptera; Aleyrodidae
Product: sodium-coupled monocarboxylate transporter 1
Biological process (GO): transmembrane transport; sodium ion transport
Cellular component (GO): membrane
Molecular function (GO): symporter activity
Source: RefSeq, a predicted model, not a curated record